Molecule: messenger RNA, 4119 nt
Organism: Paramecium primaurelia
Lineage: Eukaryota; Ciliophora; Oligohymenophorea; Peniculida; Parameciidae
Source: the annotation of a GenBank genome assembly
AUGUUAAAAGAGAAACUGCAAGAAAUAAAGGAUUCAAAUACAAAUUUAUAUUAACAUUUGAAUAAUGUAUUGACUAAGAUAUUAUUGGAUAAUCCAAAAGUAUGAAUAUAUUAUGAGUUAUAAUUGUAGAAUGCUUUUGAAUUAUUUGAAGAUUAUUCAUUUUAAGUAAAAUCAAAUGGAUUCACAUUUGAUAAAUAUAAUGAAUUUGAUAAUGCAGAGAGAACAAAAGUUACUAUGGAUUAAGCUAUUUAAUAAAAGACAUUGAAACUAAUCAAUAAAAUUAAUCUUGGAACUGAUGAAGAACCUUAAGAAUCAACUUAAACUGGAUAUUUACCAAAUUUAACAGAAGAAUCAUAUUUAUAUGAAUGGGCUGGUAUUGGAAUUGAUGAGAAUUAUAAAAUAUUUAAAGCAUUGACAGUAAUUAUAUUAAUUUAAUAUAUUAGUUAUUAUCUGUUACUAAAUAAGCAUCUAAACUUAGAUUUUGGGGUAAAAUUAUGGGAAGAGAUAAAGAUUAUUAUAUUGCUGAAGGAGUUGCUACUAGUACUGUUGAAGAUGGUGAAUUACCACCUGAAGUUGAACCAAGAGGAUCUGGUAUUAAUACUAAAUCAUAUUGGGCAUGCACUGAUAUUUUGAAUGAUAAAGAUUGGGUUGAAUUACCAUUGGUUACACCAUAAUAAAUCAAUAUAUCUAGAUAAAUUAAAUAUAUGUUUACAGGUAAUUUAGAAAAUGAUGUGAUUACAAAUCCUUAUUUCUUUGGAAAAGAAAAACAUUUAUUAAAAGCAUAAAUUGUUAGAAUUACAUAAUCUACUGUUAUUAUUCCAAAAGGUUAAUAUAUUUUAAGAGAAGGGGAACCUAGAGAAAUAGAUCCAGCACCUGAAUAUAAAUUACCAGGAUUUCAUGAUUUAAAAACAUUAAAUGAUUGGAUGCAUUUUAAUUAAAAUAUAUUAAAUGUAUAUUAUUUAUUAUUAUUAUAUUAGUGUGGUAGAUUAGUACAUUUAAUACCUUCUGAAUUACCUGAAGGUGUUGAACCAGAAGCUUAUUAAAAAUAAAUAGAAGCUGCGGAUCCUUUUGAAAAUAGAUUAAAACCUAUUUCAAAUGAUAAAAUAUAAAAUAAUAAACCAGCUUGGAAAAUUAGAAUUGUUGGUGAUACAACUGAUUAUAAUCCUUUAGCCAAAGACACUAAUAAUAAAGUUAAUAAUGGUGUUAUUAUUAUUAAAUCUUUAGUUUGGCCAGGAUUAGUAACUGUCUAUUCUGUAAUAAUCUAUUUUAAUUUAUAAUAGAACAAAGUAUUAUCACAAUUAUAUUAUGGUUAUGGAUUUAANUUAAAAUUUUUGAUAAAUGUUAAAAGAGAAACUGCAAGAAAUAAAGGAUUCAAAUACAAAUUUAUAUUAACAUUUGAAUAAUGUAUUGACUAAGAUAUUAUUGGAUAAUCCAAAAGUAUGAAUAUAUUAUGAGUUAUAAUUGUAGAAUGCUUUUGAAUUAUUUGAAGAUUAUUCAUUUUAAGUAAAAUCAAAUGGAUUCACAUUUGAUAAAUAUAAUGAAUUUGAUAAUGCAGAGAGAACAAAAGUUACUAUGGAUUAAGCUAUUUAAUAAAAGACAUUGAAACUAAUCAAUAAAAUUAAUCUUGGAACUGAUGAAGAACCUUAAGAAUCAACUUAAACUGGAUAUUUACCAAAUUUAACAGAAGAAUCAUAUUUAUAUGAAUGGGCUGGUAUUGGAAUUGAUGAGAAUUAUAAAAUAUUUAAAGCAUUGACAGUAAUUAUAUUAAUUUAAUAUAUUAGUUAUUAUCUGUUACUAAAUAAGCAUCUAAACUUAGAUUUUGGGGUAAAAUUAUGGGAAGAGAUAAAGAUUAUUAUAUUGCUGAAGGAGUUGCUACUAGUACUGUUGAAGAUGGUGAAUUACCACCUGAAGUUGAACCAAGAGGAUCUGGUAUUAAUACUAAAUCAUAUUGGGCAUGCACUGAUAUUUUGAAUGAUAAAGAUUGGGUUGAAUUACCAUUGGUUACACCAUAAUAAAUCAAUAUAUCUAGAUAAAUUAAAUAUAUGUUUACAGGUAAUUUAGAAAAUGAUGUGAUUACAAAUCCUUAUUUCUUUGGAAAAGAAAAACAUUUAUUAAAAGCAUAAAUUGUUAGAAUUACAUAAUCUACUGUUAUUAUUCCAAAAGGUUAAUAUAUUUUAAGAGAAGGGGAACCUAGAGAAAUAGAUCCAGCACCUGAAUAUAAAUUACCAGGAUUUCAUGAUUUAAAAACAUUAAAUGAUUGGAUGCAUUUUAAUUAAAAUAUAUUAAAUGUAUAUUAUUUAUUAUUAUUAUAUUAGUGUGGUAGAUUAGUACAUUUAAUACCUUCUGAAUUACCUGAAGGUGUUGAACCAGAAGCUUAUUAAAAAUAAAUAGAAGCUGCGGAUCCUUUUGAAAAUAGAUUAAAACCUAUUUCAAAUGAUAAAAUAUAAAAUAAUAAACCAGCUUGGAAAAUUAGAAUUGUUGGUGAUACAACUGAUUAUAAUCCUUUAGCCAAAGACACUAAUAAUAAAGUUAAUAAUGGUGUUAUUAUUAUUAAAUCUUUAGUUUGGCCAGGAUUAGUAACUGUCUAUUCUGUAAUAAUCUAUUUUAAUUUAUAAUAGAACAAAGUAUUAUCACAAUUAUAUUAUGNUUAAAAUUUUUGAUAAAUGUUAAAAGAGAAACUGCAAGAAAUAAAGGAUUCAAAUACAAAUUUAUAUUAACAUUUGAAUAAUGUAUUGACUAAGAUAUUAUUGGAUAAUCCAAAAGUAUGAAUAUAUUAUGAGUUAUAAUUGUAGAAUGCUUUUGAAUUAUUUGAAGAUUAUUCAUUUUAAGUAAAAUCAAAUGGAUUCACAUUUGAUAAAUAUAAUGAAUUUGAUAAUGCAGAGAGAACAAAAGUUACUAUGGAUUAAGCUAUUUAAUAAAAGACAUUGAAACUAAUCAAUAAAAUUAAUCUUGGAACUGAUGAAGAACCUUAAGAAUCAACUUAAACUGGAUAUUUACCAAAUUUAACAGAAGAAUCAUAUUUAUAUGAAUGGGCUGGUAUUGGAAUUGAUGAGAAUUAUAAAAUAUUUAAAGCAUUGACAGUAAUUAUAUUAAUUUAAUAUAUUAGUUAUUAUCUGUUACUAAAUAAGCAUCUAAACUUAGAUUUUGGGGUAAAAUUAUGGGAAGAGAUAAAGAUUAUUAUAUUGCUGAAGGAGUUGCUACUAGUACUGUUGAAGAUGGUGAAUUACCACCUGAAGUUGAACCAAGAGGAUCUGGUAUUAAUACUAAAUCAUAUUGGGCAUGCACUGAUAUUUUGAAUGAUAAAGAUUGGGUUGAAUUACCAUUGGUUACACCAUAAUAAAUCAAUAUAUCUAGAUAAAUUAAAUAUAUGUUUACAGGUAAUUUAGAAAAUGAUGUGAUUACAAAUCCUUAUUUCUUUGGAAAAGAAAAACAUUUAUUAAAAGCAUAAAUUGUUAGAAUUACAUAAUCUACUGUUAUUAUUCCAAAAGGUUAAUAUAUUUUAAGAGAAGGGGAACCUAGAGAAAUAGAUCCAGCACCUGAAUAUAAAUUACCAGGAUUUCAUGAUUUAAAAACAUUAAAUGAUUGGAUGCAUUUUAAUUAAAAUAUAUUAAAUGUAUAUUAUUUAUUAUUAUUAUAUUAGUGUGGUAGAUUAGUACAUUUAAUACCUUCUGAAUUACCUGAAGGUGUUGAACCAGAAGCUUAUUAAAAAUAAAUAGAAGCUGCGGAUCCUUUUGAAAAUAGAUUAAAACCUAUUUCAAAUGAUAAAAUAUAAAAUAAUAAACCAGCUUGGAAAAUUAGAAUUGUUGGUGAUACAACUGAUUAUAAUCCUUUAGCCAAAGACACUAAUAAUAAAGUUAAUAAUGGUGUUAUUAUUAUUAAAUCAUUAGUUUGGCCAGGAUUAGUAACUGUCUAUUCUGUAAUAAUCUAUUUUAAUUUAUAAUAGAACAAAGUAUUAUCACAAUUAUAUUAUGGUUAUGGAUUUAAGGCUACAAAUAAUCAUUUCUAUCCUAAAUAACCAUAAUAAGUUUAAUAAGAAUAACCAGAUCUUCCAGAAUAACCAGAACCCAAUUUCCCAGCUGAAGUCCCUUAAUAACAAUAAGAUUGAUCAUUAUUAUUAUU